This is a messenger RNA of Exophiala dermatitidis NIH/UT8656, 1653 nucleotides long. RefSeq lists its product as uncharacterized. Bases 1 to 1653 code for a protein of 550 amino acids. NCBI's taxonomy places the organism in Eukaryota, Fungi, Ascomycota, Eurotiomycetes, Chaetothyriales, Herpotrichiellaceae. The transcript has a single exon. The record is from RefSeq and is a predicted model, not a curated record.
AUGACCGACAUACCGGCAGGAUGCGGCCAUGGCAAUGGCGAGGAGGGCAACCAUCCCGAACUUGCUGACCUGGUGGAAAAGUUGCAGAAACGCGCAUGCACCCUACUCGAUGAACUCCAAGCCUACCGAGCAUGCCUUGAGUCGCGGAAUAAAAUACAAGCUGUUGAAAUGAGAGUCUUCAAGCGCGGGGUAGAAUCCGAAGUGAAGAGCUUGGAAAAAAUAAAACAAACUCUUGCAAUUUCUGGUGCACUCGAAUGCACUGACUCAGAAAAUGAUGCCGGCCAAGAAGCACCACAGCUUCACGCCUUGAGAAGCUCUAACCUCCCCUUCUGGGAAGCAGUCUGGAGAAUAGCAAAGUCUUGCCGCGGGAUUUCUGCGCUGGGCAAGAGAGUGCACAUCGAAUCGAAGAAAGGGCGCAGACGGGGCACAAAAGAUCAAGCCGAAGACCGGAUUAACAGCUGUUCAACAGGCCCGAAAAUAUCUGACAAAGGAGUCCUUGUGGACAUCGUAGCCGAGAAUGGGCUCGAAUGGAUCAAAAUCUCCACGAUCACCGAGAAACGGCUUCUGUUCGAGAUGGCUAAAGAAGGCUGGGAAUCUUAUGCCGAUUUCAGCGAUGAGAGUGAGGCGGAUGACAGCAGUGCUGGGGCGACGAAUAGGAAUGGUAAACUAGAACUCAUCCGGAUCGCUGGGGAUCUCAAGCUGGCCUCACGGACGGUAAGGGUACAAUUUCAGCAUCCACGCAUCCGCUUCGUCUUGCCAAACAUUCGCGAGGGUGUUCUAUCCGACGUGGACGCCUUCAUUGAUGACUUGCGGGCAGCUGGUGUGGAGGUCCAAUGCGGUCCGGGGUUGCAAUUGCUCAGUGAACAGAGUCAAGAGAUGGAUAUUGACCGGAUGUUGCCUGCAGCAAUAACUCCUCGUUUGACGAAUACAAUCAAUAUCGAUUGUACCAUUCUCCUCGCCCUUAUAUCUGAUAUCUCGCAUUGUUCGCGCCAGCAACUACCUGCUCCCGGCGCCAGCACCUACCACAAGGCAAUCCUCCGCCAAAUUGAAGCUGAAGAAUCGUCUCACCUCGUCUUCGAUGAGCUCUACCCAGUUCUUGAUGGACAUGUGCUAGAAUGCACCGCCCACGCUGCAGGAAGAAUGCGGGAGAUCGUUCAAUGUAUGGGCACGCCCAGCGAGACAAAACGCGCCGACAUUAUCCUCGGUGUGGGUACCGCACGAGGUCAGUCAGCAUCCCAGCUCCGACAGGCGUGGAGUGAACACACAGUUCAUCCUGUACCUUCGGAGCUUCAAUUUCCCAUCAGAAUCGUAGAUUUCGAUGGUACACAGCUUCUGUCCUCCGACCGGAAAACAGCUCGAUGCGCAAGCGGUGGGAUCUUUCCUUCUCGGGUGGCGAACCGUGCAACUAACCUCAUGAGCCUUUCCCCGAUCAAUAUCUCUGUGUUCUUCUAUGGAUGGUCAAGGGAGAUAGUCACAUUCACCAGCAAUCGGGUCGUGGCAACCGGUCUUCUCAAGACCAUCAAUGAGGUACUGGAUGAGUGUGAACACAGUGAUUCUGCUGGGGACGAGGUCGACAGCAACUUCAUCGGUCCACAGAUAUAUAUCUGCGAGACAGCAAGGAGUCUGAUUGGCAAGGCGAAAAGCAAAGGAUGA